AUGAUGGCGCCUUGCACUGACUAUGCCGACUACGAUGCCGGCAAAACGCUCGAGAAUGUACCCAGCCAGUACUCCAAUGCUCAAAAUCACGAAUACUGUGGCAGAGGACACGGGACUAGGUACGUUCCACAAGGUCUCCCUGAGACUCCGACCAAGUUGUGGAAACCAGGUCGAACAGACAAUAUGCUAGCUAAGGCAUGA
Messenger RNA from Protopolystoma xenopodis, 201 nucleotides. The record is from the annotation of a GenBank genome assembly. NCBI's taxonomy places the organism in Eukaryota, Metazoa, Platyhelminthes, Monogenea, Polystomatidea, Polystomatidae.